AUUGCCUCUACAGUGUUAUAUCGAAUGGUGUUUUUAUAAAAAAAUAUUUAUUGUUUUUGGUUUAAUUUUAAGAGUUUUAGUGUUGUUCCCAGGCCAAAAAAGUGCUUUGAAAAUAAUUCUAGGCAACUGCAUUUUUUAAAGUGUGGUUUUUCAUCCAAAAAAGUGAUUUUAAAGUGUGUGGUCCGCGGUGAUGUUCGAGAAAAAUUUUUAACUUGGGCAUCUGUUUGGGAUCCAUAACCACACGUGUGUACCUCGUCCCGCACACCUGCAGCCAGCCAGGUACAUCAUACAUCAUGAUGUACACUUCAAUCGCAUACUAAAAAGGAAUCCUCUCAUCAUAAACAACAAUCAAUAACAACAAAUAAUCCUUUAGCACACAUUCAACUUUUAAUCAUCACAAACAAGCAUCAACCACCGCUCACCACCAAUCAAAUACAUUCCAAUGGGUAACCAUACCAGUAGAAUGAACUUGUGUCAUUGCAAGUCAAUAAUAUAAAUAAAAAAAACUUCAACAUCAGCAUUCAUCAAACAAGUAUCAAUAAACUUCAUAAAACGAAACAUUCAACGCAUCAAAAACUGAAAGAAAAAAAACAAACAAACUGAAUUGCUCAAUUUAAGUAAAAUCCUUAAUGAUGAAGACCAGUUUCUCGUUAUCUUCCUUACGAGGCUCAAAUCAAGUACAAACCGCACCAACUCGAGCUUAUCACAGUCUCACCAAGAAACGUAAGCAAUAUGAUCAAGAAGCAUGGAUGCGUUGUUGGAGUGGAUCCAUGCCACGAGAUGAGAAUAAAGAUGAUUUUUGGGCAGCUUUACAACCAAAUUACAACUAUAUUAUGGAUAAUCAACUAAUUGAAAGUUGCACGGAAGUGAAUGGCGAAUUAUUAAAUCUCGAUGGUGAAAUGUGCAGUUUCCGUGAUUUAGCUUCUCAAUUCUCCGAACUCUAUUCCUGGUUGAAUAGUAUUCAGGAGUCUGUUUAUUUAAAAGACGAUGGAAAUCCAAAAAUUACGUCUUUGCGUCAACUUGAAGAAAUGGAACGUCGAAACUAUCGACGUAUCGCAUUUAUCGAACAAGCAACGCGUUUGGUUCAGGUUUAUCCUGAAAUUAAAGAUGAAGUUAACUGGAGAAUUACACAUUUGAAUAGUAAAUGGGAUGCCGUCAAACAAGCAAUUUCUUUAGCAGAUCCACAAGAAAAUCAAACUGAUAUCGAACAUGAAGUACGCUGCCUUCGUAAAUGGAUGCAUGAAAUGGAAUCACGUCUUCAACCAUUAUGUUUUCGUCGAGAUUGGACUCUUCAAGAAAUCGAAGGGAAGGCAUUAGAGCAUACUGUGUUGCAGAAAGACAUUGAGAGUCACCGUAAAAUAGUGAGCUCAAUAUUAAAAUUAUGCAAUAAAAGUGUGUCAUCUGAUGCACGUUCAUCUUCUGAAAAUAAGAAAAAAUCGACACGAAAUCGUUCAAAUUUACGACGAGCAGUUGUGGGAUUGGAACGGAGAUGGCAUCUACUAUAUCUUAGAUCAUUGGAAUGGCAAUGUCAUAUCGAAAGUUUACAUAAGCGAUUCUUAAAUCAGAGUCCUGGAGACGUCAGUAUAUUUUGCGAUAGUGAAUCUGAUGAAGAACCCGCAUACAAACAACCACGUUUAAGUUCACAAAAGAGCAGCUCAUCACCACACAGUUCAAGAUCUCAAAGUUUAGCGACAACAUCGCAGUGUUAUUCAAGUGCCAGUUCUGAUAACGAAAUUUGUACAUCGUCUGAAUCCGAUGGUGAAUUCUAUUUUGAGGAUGGAAUCGAAGCAACAUGUGUUCUAGUCAAUAAAAUGACUGAUUUAAAUAAAGACUCACAAAAUAAUUACAAGCACGAAAUGGAUACAAUCACACAAUCACAAAUUAAAGAAAAUCACAAAACUGAGCAUAAAAAAUCCGAGGAUCGUAAGAAAAAACGUAUUUCCAAACAUUUUCCACCAGAAGUUUGUGCACCGACAACCAAGAUCGAUUAUAACGGACCGAAUAACGUAACAUACUAUUGCCAACAUCGUGAUAUUGAAUCAGGUGAUUCGCACACAAUGGAUCAAUCUUCGGAAGACGAAUGGACAUACACAACCGAAUAUCUACAACCACAACAGAAUAUCGAAGUAAAAACACAAACCGAAGAUUGUGUUGAUUCACCGGAACGUAAACCUUUACAGCCAAUGAAAUUACAGUUUGCAACAUCAUCUCCACGACCCCAACAAAACAUAUCAAAAUUAACAAAAGAUGAAUUGGAUCGUUUAGUACAAAAUGCUGAAAAAUUGGUCAGUACACCGGCAAAAGUUCGUAAAUCGAUUAUUGAACCGGUUAAAUAUAUUCGUGUUAAGGAAUGGUUGAAUCGAUCUACUUCGGAUAUUAUGGAAAUGAAAAACAAAUCAGACGAUCCUUGUGAUGCAAGUGGAGAAUAUACAACGGAAUCUGAAGGUGAAAAAGAAUCACAGUCGUCGGAGGAUUUAAACGAAAGUGUUGCAACUUUCCGACAAGUAGGUGGUUGUACAUCGCAAGCGACAUCCACUGAAAUAAUUGCUGAUAGUGAUUUAACACCAACUUCAGAAACAAUUCCACUACAUUCACAACUUAAUUCCGAAUCAUACAGUACAAAUAAGGUAAAUUUACGAACUAAACGAACAAUAAAAUCGAAUCGACCAUGGAGUGUAGCGUGCAUAUCAUCACUUCAAGGAAACCGAAAAAUACACAAUGAAACAACAUUUACCCAACAAACGUUAAACAAUUUCUCAAUAUCGGAAUCCGCAUUACAUGAGCUAGCCUCGUUGAGUGUACGCGGUUCCACAUCCGUUAACAGUAUCGGUACAAUUCAUUCACCAGAAACACCGACAAAAGUAAGCCGUAAGAAACUCCGUGUACGUAAACAUACAACAAGUGGACGUAAAAGUGAAUCUGGCUCGGAUGUACCGCUCACCAAGUCGUUACACAAAUCCGGCUCGUUUUCGGGCGCUGCCGCAGCCAAACAUCAUGCCAUACAUGAGAGAAAUAUUUCGAGUGAACCGAUUAAUUUACCACAAUCGCAGACAAGUAGUUUUGAUUCGGACGAUGAUGUAAAUAAUAAAACGAUUUCGGAACAAUUUGUGGCUGCGAAAGAAACUAUGCCUGAUUUUCAAUUGGGUGAACAAGUUUUGAAUCCAAUACAACCGAAUAAUGUUGGAGUACAACGUGAUAGUAGUCCAGAAAAGAAUAGUUUGAAUACGGUGGGAACUGAGGAACAUUUAUCGUCGUAUUCUGAAUGGGAUAACUAUUUGGAAAAAUACAUGUCCGAACCGUACAGUGAAACACCUGAUUCAGAGGCAGCUCGACGUUUACUUGAAUUCGGUGAAGAUUAUCGUAAUUACAUCGACAGUCAAUCUGAUUGUUGUUCAAGUUUAUCCGCUCGAACACAAUCACAAUCACCUGCCUUUGUGGGUCGUAACAAGUACAAUCGUUUAGAAUCCUCUCAUCAUCACCAUCAUGUUUCCUCAAUACCACCAGCUUUGGAUUCCGAAUCCGAUGUCGAAGAAUAUCGUCAUGUGAUUCGCGAAUCACGUGCCCAAUUGUAUUAUACUGAAGAUGUGUUUGCAAAAGAAAUGGCUGGUUUAGAAACGAAAUCAGAUUCGUUACAAGGAGAUUUUGCUGAAAUUAUGGCAACUUGUCGUGAAAAUUUACAUUACUUACAAGUUCUUUUAAAAGUACAAGGAAAUUUGUUAUCAACUUCAGAACUUCGUGAUGUCAAAGCAUUACUUGGCUCAUGGAGUUCCAUGCAAAUUCAAGCAUCAGAUUUACAACGAGCCCGUUCGUUGGAUCGACAAAUUGCUGAAAUGCGAGCAGAAUUAAUUACAAUUGCUGGUCGCACAUCUACAAAGACUGUUCAGUCCCGACAAGAAUUGUCGAAAUCAAUUGAUCAAUUAAAGGGUGAAAUACAAUUGUUACAAGAUCGUAAACGUAUUUUAUUACAUAUGAAUGUGGCCGUACAUCGAUUUUUAACCGAUUGUUCACGAUCAUCUGGCUCAAAUUCACCAUCGCCAACGGCAAAUAAUGAUACGAAUGGCACCACACAGAAUAAAGCGAUUGUGGCUGCUUCUACACAUUUAAAGGAUCGUAUUGCCGAUCUUUAUCGAUUAUGGACUGAAACACAUGAUAGUGUAUCGGAACAAUUGAAUAAUUUAGAAGGACUUCACAAUUUAUGGUCACAAUUGGAGCUACGUUUAGAGGAGUUACAAGGAGCACUCAGAUCUGAUGAGCAUACUUUACGUAUGUUGGAUACAGCCCUUCAAGGUGGUACUGUUUCCGCUGAUGUUGCGACAUCUAUACGUGAUGUGGCUAAAGUACUUUCUGAAAAGAACAAUACACAGAAAAGUAUGAAUACAACAUCAACUGGUACAUCUGGUGAUGGUAUGAUGAACACCAAGUCAUCAUCCACUGCCACUGGAGUGAGUGUUGUUGAUGAAUCGAAAAUGGAAAUAAAUGAAAACGAGAAACAUUUAAAUGUUGUGGAUGUAUCAGGAUCGUUGUCUGAUAGUGGAAUAUCUGAUGAAGGCUCUGAACAAGAGUUAAGUGAACGGGAACGUCGUUUGGCUGUACUUAGACGUCUUGUACGUCAAUUGGAGAACGCGUUGGCACCGGGAAGUGAAGCUUUAACAUUAAUGUCACAGCGCAUUGAACAGACUGAAACUGAAUUACGUGACUUACAAAGAACAUGCCGUGCGUUAAUUGUGCGUACUGCUGUAUGCGCCGAGGUUCGUGCUCAAAAGCAAGAUGCCUCAACAAUUACCAACGAACCAGUAUCACCUAUAAGUAAACGCCGUCAUCGAGGUAAACUCACAUCAAAGGUAAGUUACACAAGCAGUGAUGAUCCAGACGACGAACCAGAUCGUCGUUCAUGGCUCUGGCGUGUAAUGCGCGCAUCCCUACCAUUUCAACUAGCAAUUGUUGCACUAUUUUACGUAGCAUGUUUAUUAGGACCACAUUGUUGUGAUCGAAUCAACAAUUUAAGUAUGUCUUUAACGCCACAAUUGCGUUACAUCAAAGGACCCCCACCAGUUUGAACACAACCAUUCGAUUCAAACCAAUUGUGUGGCAUUUUUCAUUUACCAAGCAUGGAAUUUCUUUCUCCCCAAUGAUCUUCAUUAUUCGGGAGAAUAAAAAUACCGUGUUUUACGAAUUUUUUUUAAAUAAUUUGCGCGUGUUUCCCGGUUGGGGUUACUUUGGAAUUAGUUGUUGUAUAGUUACAGGACCCCGCUCCUCAAAUCACAGAGUAUAGAUGUGUCUAUGUUAUCUCAUCUCAAAUCAUUUGCAUGUUUCAUUUUAGUUUUUUUCUAGUUUUAAAAAAAAAAUCAUUUGAUUUGAAAUCGACGAGUAAGUACUAGGCUUUAGUUGUGUAAUUUGAAGAAAGAUGGCCUUAUUAGAGAGUAGAACAUAGAAAGUAUAUCAGAUCAAUUUUUAUAGGGCUACAAAAGUGUUCGUACAAGAGUUUUUUUUUUUUGAUCCCAGUGAAUUUACUGUACACUUUUGUAGUAUUAGUAAAACGAGAAUUUUUGAAAAAGAGUUAUUUUUCAUACGAGUUUUUUUUUUGGAGUGUGCCCAUUGUGCCAAGAUGAAUUUUUUUUAUUUCGAAAGAAGUAAGGUUAAGUUUUU
This is a messenger RNA of Chrysoperla carnea, 5646 nucleotides long. RefSeq lists its product as uncharacterized. The record is from RefSeq and is a predicted model, not a curated record. Gene Ontology annotation, cellular component: membrane. The coding region runs from base 630 to 5057 and encodes 1475 amino acids. The transcript is spliced from 21 exons. Lineage: Eukaryota; Metazoa; Arthropoda; Insecta; Neuroptera; Chrysopidae.